AUGUCAAAAUUGCAUUUGAAUUGCGCAAACUGCAAACCGGAGGAAAAACAAAGCAAGCAACCUGAAACAACUCCAUGUAAGCAUUGUCCGAUAGAACCAGACCUGGAAACAGCCCGAACGUGUAAAUGUGAAGCAACUGCGCGCGCCCUAAGCGAUGAUGUGCCCAGGUUUCUGGGUUUGAAAAACAUACGCGAUACAGUGCUGAGAGACCAGGAAAACGAAAUUGUGCUCAGUCCAAGCGUGCUUAAACAGCGCAAAGACUCGAAGAAGACCAAAGACCUCAAGGAGACGAAAGAGCUCAAAAACCCCAAAGAGCCCAAAGCUCCUAAAGAGCCCAAAGACCCCAAAUUCUGCAAACAUCCAUAA
Messenger RNA from Helicoverpa zea (corn earworm), 366 nucleotides. RefSeq lists its product as uncharacterized. Bases 1 to 366 code for a protein of 121 amino acids. The transcript is spliced from 2 exons. The record is from RefSeq and is a predicted model, not a curated record. NCBI's taxonomy places the organism in Eukaryota, Metazoa, Arthropoda, Insecta, Lepidoptera, Noctuidae.